CUACAAUCUGACGAAGAUAAUAAAUGACUUUACAUGACUAAUCUAAUAUAAAAUAAGACACUGAUUGUCACGUUUGUUUCAUAUGAAAAGGACCUUCAAGUACUAGAUAUCUGUAAAGGUGCUACGACCUUUGCGAUAACUUAAAGAUGCUGAUUAAAUGCAUACUUGCGGUGUGCAUUUCUGUUGCUGUUUCAGAAACAAUUGACUGUACAGGACAACAUCGAUACAGCGCCACUGGCACGGGAUAUUACCCAGCUGAUGAUCCAAUUGAAGGAGGAUUUUUAGACAGACAAGGACAUCCAUUACACACACUUCAAGACUUCCUGGAUGGUAAAGCGUCAUGGGUUAGUGUUGCAAUGGACAGAUACUUACAUUUAUCUUAUGGAACGCAUGUUUGCAUCCCACAAUUGAACCAUAAAUAUCACAGAGUUAUUCCUUUCAGGGUUGUUGACACAGGGUCUGCAUUCAGUCAUAAAGGAUAUGGUAGAAUUGAUAUUUGUACCAGAUCACAACAUGAUUCUUACGACAACACAAUCAAUGGGCAUUUAACAUUGGUAUUUCAUUGACCGAUUGAAUAAAGUGUAAUGGAGAAACA
This is a messenger RNA of Mytilus trossulus (common blue mussel), 595 nucleotides long. RefSeq lists its product as uncharacterized. The record is from RefSeq and is a predicted model, not a curated record. The transcript is spliced from 5 exons. Lineage: Eukaryota; Metazoa; Mollusca; Bivalvia; Mytilida; Mytilidae. Bases 147 to 566 code for a protein of 139 amino acids.